This is a messenger RNA of Pisolithus orientalis, 867 nucleotides long. RefSeq lists its product as uncharacterized. The record is from RefSeq and is a predicted model, not a curated record. The transcript has 13 exons. NCBI's taxonomy places the organism in Eukaryota, Fungi, Basidiomycota, Agaricomycetes, Boletales, Pisolithaceae. The coding region runs from base 1 to 867 and encodes 288 amino acids.
AUGGGUCUGCCAAGUCUGCCCCGGGACCCUGAGCUUGAAGUAUAUGGUCUUGCCAUGUAUCCCCGCACUUCCUUGACUCCGCGGGGUCAAUGCUACUGCUGCACCGUUAUUGCCACCGCCAUCCUUCUUAUUGUUGACCUUCCCUGGCCAGGUUCCCCAGAAUUGGCAGAAUCAACAUCGUUACUAGCUCCGGAGUAUGUCAUUAAUAGUAGUCGCACAUCGCAUGUUGGAGAGCACGAGACAGUUCAUCGUGCCGGGCCGACCGAAUGGCAACCUGCAGUUCGGGCAGAAGAUCCCAAGGGUUCGGAAUCAAAAUCACCUGCGCUCACUCUUGACCGAGAAGCGGAAAGUGAUACGGGAUGCACAACUUUUGGAUAUCAGAGGCCACGGCGAAAACGAGCCGGAAAUUCCGCAUUUCUGCAACGCAUUAAUAGGAAGCUCAGGGAACCACCUCAGCCGCCAGCUACGGGCUGUGUCGGUGGUCGUUCGCUAGACAUCAUUCAUUUCCCUCGGAAUGCCUUGAAGCAUGUCCCCACAUCAUGCCAACAAGAUGACUUCCAACGCAAGCAGCUCCAGGUAUUUUUACCCCCACCUGUAUUAUAUGCAAUCCGCCUCCGGGACGGCCUUCAAAUCUUCAACCAGGGUUCCCUCCAAUAUGAGAGGACGAGGGCUGCUUGGGUUCGCCAAACUGUGCACGUAAAUGUCACCCGCCUGGAAAUUCUCGGUAGCAAGUGGAAGGUUUAUUGGACGCACCUAUUUCUGCCUUCAGACGUACAUGGUACCAUUGUAAGCGGUGGCGCGAACGAGAUGGGGCACUGCGGAUACAGAUGUGACGACGAGGGCACAGACUUCUGGCAUCAGGUGUAA